AUGCUGUGGAGCAGGGUGGUGCCCGAGGUUACACACUUUGCCCGGCUAGACAGGCCCCCUGACAUUCUCGUCUUACAUGUGGGUGGUAAUGAUCUGGGUGUGCGCUCCAUGAGGGAGCUAAUUCGAGAUGUAAAAUUUGAUUUCCUGGGUCUUCGCAGGGCUUUUCCCCAGAUGGUCAUUGUGUGGUCAGACAUUGUGAGCAGGCAAACAUGGCGGCUGGCCCGUUCAGUAGCUAAGCUGAAUAAGGCCAGGAUAAAGUUUAACACCUCACUGCACCUUCCUCCACUCUUGGCGUUCCGGAUGGCUUUUGAGAUGUUGAACUCCUCCGGAAACUCGAGUGGCUGUCAGCCUCAACACAUUAACCCUUUCAUUCCCAUCUUCUUGAGCUUCAUCUUCUUCAUUGGCUUUGUGCUGAACUGCAUCAGUUUAUGGAUAUUUUGGUUCAAGGUAAAAGACUGGACUUCGACAGUGGUUCUCCAGUUCAACUUGGCCAUCUCUGAUGCCAUCAUCACCCCAGCAGCUCCUCUGAUCAUUAUCUACUCCUUGACUGACCACUGGACCUAUGGAUUGUUCUUCUGCCAGUUCAAGGUCUUCUUACUCAGCACUCACAUGUAUGGAAGCAUUUACUUCCUCACCUUAAUCAGUAUCCACCGAUAUUUCUCUGUUGCUCACAACAUUAAAAGACCAGCCUUGACCAGAAAACCUUUCAUAACAAAACUUUGCCUCUUUGUCUGGGGUUGUCUGCUAUGCCAAGGUAUUCCAUUUUUCUUUGUCCUCAAAACUUCUGAAGUUCACGGGGUUACAAAAUGUCUCAGCAUCCACCAAACCGAACACGCAGUUUUAUUUUUUGUUUGGAACUGUGUCAUCCUUUUCUCUGGUCUCCUCAUUCCUUUCUCCAUAACAUUGGUUUGUUACACUCUACUGAGUCGACACCUCCUCAAAAUUAACCCAGUAAACACCCUCAGCAAAGUCAUGGUGUCCACGUCAGUGCAGACAAUCUUCAUCUCCCUAAUAAUUUUCAUUAUCUGCUAUAUACCGGUUCAUAUCACCAGGACCAUGGGAGUCGCCAUAAUAUUGUUCUUCCCAACUUCCUGUUCUUUGUUGGAAAACAUUGAGAUUGCCUAUUAUAUCACUUGGAUGAUGUCAGGAACAAAUUGUUGUAUGGAUCCCAUAUUGUACUGUUAUGCAUCUGACAGAUUUAAAUACACAUUCACAAGUUGGUGUACUUUUCUGCAAAGACGGCAUGAGAGGAACAUCACAGACGAUGAUCAUGGUAACCCAAUUGAGUCAUCUAUGGAUAUUUACUGUCAUGGUGCUGUGACUAUGAACAGCAAAGAAACUGUGUUGUCAGGGUCAGGUGAACUGUAA
Messenger RNA from Nanorana parkeri, 1368 nucleotides. Its product is annotated as P2Y purinoceptor 4-like. Gene Ontology annotation, molecular function: G protein-coupled receptor activity. The coding region runs from base 1 to 1368 and encodes 455 amino acids. Lineage: Eukaryota; Metazoa; Chordata; Amphibia; Anura; Dicroglossidae. Gene Ontology annotation, biological process: G protein-coupled receptor signaling pathway. Gene Ontology annotation, cellular component: plasma membrane. The transcript has 3 exons. The record is from RefSeq and is a predicted model, not a curated record.